GAGGGCAGGUAAACUGAGUCCGGCUCCAGUUCCUACAGGUGGUUGAGUAUUCUCCGUGUUUUGGUGAAGACAUCUCUUCCCGACUUUUCCUUGCCGUGUUUUUUCCUCCUCCAGCUUGUCUGGUUGAAUUUGAAUAGACUUUGAGAGGCAACGUCUCUGGUGUACAGCAGCAGGACAAAGUGCCAUGCUUUGAAAAACAAUAAAUAUGGCGGGAUUCAGGGAUUUUACAGCCUUGGAAAUAAUACUUUUCGCCCUAAUGUAGUUUGUUUUCUAAAUUGCUUGGUUUUGACGCGAGUUUUUUGUUCAUGUGUAGUUUUCGGUGCCGCUAAAGGUUAUUGGUAUGACUUAAAUAUGCCCUUUCAUCAGAGGACUAUUGAGCCGCGCCGUGUGGGUCGGUUAUCGGCGAGGGACGGCUGGAAACCAAGGGAGGGAAGCGGGAGUCGCAAACUCCGAAGACCUGUUUUAUACUCUUCUCUGGAUGAGGUUGGCUGUCAUACGCUGACCAGCAUAAUCCAGCAACUCUCAGACCUUUCCCGACAUGCCAGCGACAUCUUCCUGGGCAUCGAAAUGGAGGCAGGGAUGGUGUUCAGAAGGUCCUGCAGGAUUCAGGGCCGCCUGCACAAUCUGCACAAUGAGGUCCUGAAGUUGGAUCCGAAGAAAGUUCAAAUCCGUGGGAGCAGAGCUUGAACAAACAUCUGCACAGAUUUCCCCUCCUGAGGAGUGCGUGACCAGACACACAGACGCCGGUACGCAGAUUCAGACACACACCUGUAAGCCGACGCAGGUACAUGCAGGCAGUCGGGCGUGAAGAAGGGCAGCUGCGAGGAAACACGCUCACAGAGACUCGCAUGGAAAUCCCUGCAGCGCAGAGUGCGCUGUGGGUGGGUGGUCGCAACCCGUGGCCUUUGGCUUGGAGUCUGAGGUGGGCCGAGAGUUUAUGUUCCACCCCCAAACUGAGACCCAGAGACUGUGUGAGAACAAAGAAAGCAUAUAAUGAGGAGGAGAGAGGUCCAAAAAGAGAGAAAAUGUUGAAACUGAUCCGUUUUUGGAUGUAAUACAGAGAUUUAUUGUAAGAAAUGAACUUUAGAUGAAGAGAGUUUACACAGAGAGGGCUCAUAAAACAUGGAGAAAGACGGAUGAAGACAUAACAGGAAGAGGAGAAAUGGUGUUCCUUCAUGGACCUCCUCUCUUCUAGAUUGAUGGCCCUUUUGCAACUUACCACGUUUUUAAAUAUACUCUCUCUCUCUGUUUUCUUUACUUUAUGUUUGCUCCCGGCCGUUGGUCUGUAAUGUUCCUUAAAAUCCUCCUCUAAGGAUGAUUGGCAUUGGAAGCUCCUCUUGGAUCAGAAACGAGGAACGUCAGCCAGCAGCGAGGAAGGAGGUCGCAGACAGGAAUGUGCCUGAGCUUGUAUUGUAUGUUUGUGAGUGUGUGCUUGUUGGUAAAUUAAAGCUGAUCUCAGACCAGCAUUGAGAGGUUUGUGAAUGGUUGAUGUCUUGAUAUGAGCCCAGAUAAGGGAGAUGAGCUGAGAGUAAUGAUAGGCUUUGUGUGUGUGUGUGUGUGUG
Molecule: messenger RNA, 1562 nt
Organism: Girardinichthys multiradiatus
Lineage: Eukaryota; Metazoa; Chordata; Actinopteri; Cyprinodontiformes; Goodeidae
Product: wiskott-Aldrich syndrome protein family member 2-like
Exons: 2
Coding region: 352-687 (111 amino acids)
Source: RefSeq, a predicted model, not a curated record